AUGGACGCGCAAUACCCGUUUGCCUCAAGAGAAGAUAUCUGGCGUGUCCAGGAAGAGGUGAAAGACCUCUUCGCAGUUCAGAUUGAGCACGGCGAGCGGAUAUCGAGACUGGAGCGGCGUCGAGACGACGAUGCGAGGAUGAAGAGUGUUUGGGGUCCGUUGUAUUCGUUUUCGGGGCCUGUUGGCGUGGCUCACCAUCAAGAAUCAUCGUUUAACCCUACUGCUGAGCCAUUCAAAGGGGAGCCCCGCCGCGGCGCUUCGCGGGCAAACAGCGUGCGAUUCGAUGAGAGCUCAAUGUAUUAUAGUCAAGCAAACAGAUCGGCUGCUGAGCUCCUCCCAUUGAGAACGGGUAGUGGGCUGGGAAGUCAUCCGCUGACAGAGCGUUCGCUUUCGCAUCGAUCUGACGGGAAACAAAGCUCUUCCGGCCAGUCUCACCAUUCUACCCUUACCAAUGGAAUGGGCUUCGAAGCCUCUCGUUUGCUUGGUAGCGCUAGUGGAAAUGGGCCAUCCGCCACUAAUAGCAAUACUCCAUUACAACCGCCUCCUGGACUGUUCAUCCUAGGGCCUGUCCCGUGCAUCAUCCGUUGCUGGCUCACGACGAACUUUUCAAAUGAUUCAUUACUUUACGCUGCAGUGUGCACGGGGUCGUAUCGGUCUUCUAUUAGCGAUCAGAUGGUGCACAAGCUAGGUCUCGAGGCUGACGCUUUGGAGGAGGAUGGUGUGCGAAUUAUUAAGCUUCCGGUCUACCUUCCUGAAGCAAGUGUCUACCAGCCGUCAUCUCGCGGUGGUAGCCCGGCCCAUCAACUCCCCACGCUGACUGUUCGAUUCACCGUUCGCACCCCAGACCCGAAUGACAGGAGCAUUCAGAUUUUCUUGGGAAGUGAUAUUCUCCGCGCGCACAACGCAGACAUUCUCUUCUCGCAAGAUAAGAUGUUAAUCGUGGACAACGAUCGGAACAAGAUCUCGAUACCGCUUGUGCGUCCUGAGGAUGAUUCUACAUUCAGAAGUCUGUCCACAUGCCCCGAGCCAAUACCCGUUGCCACAGCUACACAACCAAAUGGAGCUGUCAAUGAGAAGAAAAGUGAUCGACUACAGAUGAACGGGGAGAAGCUCACGACCAUUGCCGCCACUACCACCGGGCCCUCAGAACCAGAAAUGCACGGAGCCGUGACAUCCCCCGACCUGAAAACCGACAAACCUAGCACUCUAAGCGUCCGAACCUCCUCAGACUCCUUAGACACAUACCAAGGCCGAAAACUCAAUCGCCACUUCCCCUCCGACUCCUCCGACAAUAGCCCCGACCAGCCCCACCACCUCAAAUCCAGUACAACGGCGUCUGGGGACCCCUGGCGCCGCGAUCCAAACUCAGGGAGUAGGGCGGAUAACUCCCUCUCAUCCAACCCCAGCGCCAGUGCAGGCUCCAACGCCAACAGCCCCUUCAUGUCUGCCUACCAACGCUCAACGCGCACGCGAAACAUGAAGAUUCUAAAGCCCUCCAAACCUGCGUCGUCUGGUAGCGCGUCGUCGAGGGCCGCUUCAGGCGGCACGACGAUGACGUCGACGACAGCUUGCUCGUCUUUAUUUGGCGACUCGCGGUCCAGUGCUGAGGGGCAUGAUGGGUCGUCCUCACAUGUGACAACUUCAGCAAACGGUAGUAGUACGAAGCCGAAUUCGAGUGAUGGCAGUGGUGCUGCUGGGGUUCCCUGGUCUAGGAAGCCGCGGUCUGCUAAUCCAGUCGGUGGGGCGUCGGCGUUUGGGUGGCUGAAUUCGUCGGGGGCGAAGAGGGAUGGGGUUGGUGCCGAAUGGGAGAGAUAG
Molecule: messenger RNA, 1815 nt
Organism: Paracoccidioides brasiliensis Pb18
Exons: 4
Coding region: 1-1815 (604 amino acids)
Source: RefSeq, a predicted model, not a curated record